This is a messenger RNA of Lodderomyces orthopsilosis Co 90-125, 2481 nucleotides long. RefSeq lists its product as uncharacterized. The coding region runs from base 1 to 2481 and encodes 826 amino acids. Lineage: Eukaryota; Fungi; Ascomycota; Pichiomycetes; Serinales; Debaryomycetaceae. The transcript has a single exon. The record is from RefSeq and is a predicted model, not a curated record.
AUGUCAAAACUUGGCCCCAUAAUACGUCGAGUGGCUAUGAGAAGAUCAAGAGCAAUAUUGCUACUAUUUAUCAUUCUAGUCACUCACAUACUAGUUGCUUCUCAUAUACACGACACUCCUAUAAAGCAAUAUAUUGCUGAUAAUGUACCCAUACCACAUUUGAAACAACUACUACUGGCAGCUGAAAGGGAACAUAAUGGAACUGAUUUCGAUACAAUAGUAGUUGAUUAUUUGCGUAAGCAACAGCAGAUGCUAGGUACAAGCCUGGCUUUAACUGAUGACAAGACUAAGCAGCAACUUGAAAUUACGAAACAAGUGUUGGAUGGGACGACUUAUACCACUAGUGAACUGUUUAAUGUCAUAAAUAUUCCACCAAAGGAACAAAUUCCACCAUUACAGCCAUAUGAUCCACGAUAUACGUUUGGGUUGUUGCUAAGGUACAUCAACUCAAAUAUGAACAGUCCAGAUCUACAGCAUCAGCAACAGUUGACGAUACCUGUUUUCCACUGGGCUGAUCAUGUUGAUAUGUCAGCAAUGGAACAAUACCUAUUCGAUCCAGAAAAACAACCAUGUGCAUACUUUGAUACAAGCGUUAGAAACCCCAGGAAGAAUGAACGAGAGGGACUUUUGAAACCGGAAACUUAUUGUGUUGAUGAUGAUGACAUUGAUAGGAUAUUGAAAGAGCCUGCAGCACAAGCAAGAUUCACUGCGGAUACUAUUGCUGCGUUUCAAAGAAUACAAAGUGAGCGAGAUAAUUCACCUUCAUUUACUACUGGGUUUCAUAUUUAUAGUAGUACCGGAAGAAAUAAGAAGUCGGUGCGUCCAAUUUUGUCUCGGUCCUAUUUACAUGAUUUUAUGCAAGUGCCGCUAACUUUUACGUUCUUGUUGCCAGGUGGGAAAUCGAUACAGUUUAAUGUCAAUCAAAAACAACGUACAAAAUUGAAAGAUUCAGAUUUAUUUCAGGAGGGUGAGAUUAAUAUAAAAAAUGAAAUUGUGUCAUUGGCAAGUAAGUUGCCAUCACAAAGUAAAGAAUUAGCAAUGGAAAAACAUCUUACUCAUGAUCAGUUUAUCGAUAAGAGUGCUCAAAAUGUAGUGUCUUUACAAUCACAAGCUGAACAACUCAAUCAAACUGACAAGAAUUAUCUCCAUGCUCUCGAGACAUCGUUACAAGAACAAGAUCCCACAAAAUAUUUCAAUGAAGCCUACAUUGUCAGAAGAGAAGCAAAUUUCGCAUUGGGAAGUCAUUACGACUGGAGAUUCAUCAACGGAGUAGUCAAUGGUACUCCAAAACAAAGCAUAUCGAUAAAUGGACUUCUCAAGGCAUUUCUUCGACUAACCAACCAAUACAAUUUGAACACAUGGAUAGCUCAUGGGUCUUUACUAUCUUGGUAUUGGAAUGGAUUGCAAUUCCCUUGGGAUGCUGAUGUUGAUGUUCAAAUGCCUAUUCUGGAUUUACAUCGCCUAUCACAACUAUUUAAUCAAACUGUUCUUGUUGAUUUCGGCAUAGAUUCAAACAAGGAAACGCGAUUUGGUCGCUAUUUUCUUGAUUCAUCGACAUUCAUAUCUCAUAGAUCGAGAGGCAAUGGAAGGAACAAUAUCGAUGCCAGACUUAUUGAUUUGGAUACUGGAUUAUACAUUGAUAUUACAGGCUUAGCUAUAUCUGAUAUGCCCACCCCGGGAAGAUAUAAUUUCUUAUUAACUAAAACCAAAUAUGGAUCUCGCAAAAAUGAUCACUCAAUUAACCCUGCGGAAAAGAAUAAUUAUUUACAAAUUUAUAAUUGUCGAAAUGCUCAUUUUGCCAAAUUACAAGAAAUAAGUCCACUCAGAUUAAACCUGGUUCAAGGUGAAUUGGGGUAUAUUCCAUUUGAUUUUGAAACGAUGCUACAUGUUGAAUAUCGUGCCAAGGGGACAUCGAGUACCUUAUUUGCUGAUCAUGUGUUUUUACCUAAAUUGAGGAUAUGGGUGCUCAAAAAUGCAGUGUUGAAAUUUGUCACUAAUGGUGGUCAGAAUGAUGGUGCAAAUCGAUUACAAAAAAUAAAUGAGGGUGAGACGAAUGUAAUUGCUGUUAAUUUGACCGAUGAUGAAUAUAUUGAAUUCUUGUAUGAGAAUGAACCAGUGUUACGAGAUUUCAUUGCUACGCAUCAAAUCACACAGGUUCAUACUAUGGAACUUGGCAAACUAGCUAAGAGUAAAUCAUUGCUCAAGAUGUUCCUAAAAGAAAAUGCCGGAAUAUAUGGGGGUGAAGUUUCCACUGUUGUUGAAGAUAAUGCUGAUUCGCUUGAACGAAAACGAGCUAGUUUGCAAUUGGAUUAUUUUAUCAGUGAAGUUGGAAAUGUUGAAGGUGGAUACAGCUACAAUGACGAGUUGAAGAGAUUGAACGAUAAAGUUAAGCAGUAUGCUGCUACUUUGAAGAAUCGAAGAGAACCUGGAGUUGUUGAUAUAUUGAAGAAUGAGUUUUUGAAGACAGGGAAAGGCGAUUAA